AUGCAGAUGUCCAAGUUUAAACUCAUAUCCCAGGCAUAUGAAGUUCUGUCGGACCCAAAGAAAAGGGACCUCUAUGACCAGGGUGGGGAGCAGGCUAUUAAAGAAGGAGGCCUGAGUGGCGGCAGCUUCUCUUCACCCAUGGACAUCUUUGACAUGUUCUUUGGUGGUGGAGGCCGAAUGAAUAGAGAGAGAAGAGGCAAAAAUGUUGUGCACCAGUUAGGUGUAUCUCUUGAAGACUUGUAUAAUGGUAUUACAAGGAAACUGGCACUGCAAAAGAAUGUUAUUUGUGGAAAGUGUGAAGGUUAUGGCGGAAAGAGAGGGGCAGUAGAAAAGUGCCCUGUGUGUAAAGGAAGAGGAAUGCAAGUUCUAGUUCAGCAGAUUGGACCUGGCAUGGUACAACAAAUCCAAACUGUGUGUCCAGAAUGCAAAGGCCAAGGUGAAAGAAUAAAUCCGAAGGACAGGUGUGACAAUUGCAAUGGCUGUAAGGUUGUAAGAGAGAAAAAGAUCAUAGAAGUUCAUGUUGAUAAAGGUAUGAAAGAUGGUCAGAAGAUAGUAUUUCAUGGAGAAGGUGACCAGGAGCCUGAUCUGGAGCCUGGUGAUGUUAUAAUUGUGCUUGAUCAAAAGGAUCACAGUGUCUUUCAGAGGCGAGGGCAUGACUUAAUCACAAAAAUGAGAAUUCAACUCUCAGAGGCUUUAUGUGGUUUCAGAAAGACCAUUGAAACUCUGGAUAACAGAGUUCUUGUUAUAUCGUCUAGGCCAG
Molecule: messenger RNA, 760 nt
Organism: Phaethon lepturus (White-tailed tropicbird)
Lineage: Eukaryota; Metazoa; Chordata; Aves; Phaethontiformes; Phaethontidae
Product: dnaJ homolog subfamily A member 4-like
Exons: 5
Biological process (GO): protein refolding
Cellular component (GO): cytosol; cytoplasm
Molecular function (GO): Hsp70 protein binding
Source: RefSeq, a predicted model, not a curated record